Messenger RNA from Dermacentor silvarum, 1746 nucleotides. RefSeq lists its product as uncharacterized. The coding region runs from base 187 to 1746 and encodes 519 amino acids. The record is from RefSeq and is a predicted model, not a curated record. The transcript has a single exon. Gene Ontology annotation, molecular function: sequence-specific DNA binding. Lineage: Eukaryota; Metazoa; Arthropoda; Arachnida; Ixodida; Ixodidae.
GCUUCUUGCUACUGCCGUCCUGACAUUCUCUUUUUAUGUCAUGUGCUGCAUCGUUCGACAGAGUGGAUGCUGCUAGCCAGAUACGUCGUGAUUUGAGCACCUUUGACUCGUAGCUUUUGCAUUCUAAGGGAUAUGCCUUGCAAUGCGAAGCAGUGAAUCGGUUGCUGUGGACCGGCCAGCGAGACCAUGGUGUACUGUUGCGUACCGCACUGUAAGUCGCAGUCAAGUAGGACUAAAGGCGUUUCCUUUCAUCAAUUCCCGAGUGAUGCAGAACUGGUGGCUAAGUGGCUGAAAAACAUUUCAAGGGAAAAUUUGGUUGUCAACGACAAGUCGGCGUCAACUGUCGUUUGUAGCCGGCAUUUCCUCUCCACUGACUACGUGCCUGGGUGCCGAAUCAGGAAACUUCUACCUGGUGUUGUGCCAACAGUGUUCGACGAGUACCCAAGUUACCUCGUGCCGAGUGCCAAGAAGCCUCGUAAGGAGCCCGCAUCUAGAUGUUCUGUCCCUGCUCCAAAACCAAGUAAGCGAAAAGCGGAGCCAGAAGGUGCGGUCGACCUUCCUGAAUCGCAGGACGACUUCGCUGACAAGAAACAUAGUGUCUGCACUCAAACGGCAAAUAAAGACGCCCAGCGAGUAAGUGCGUAUGUUUCGCUUAUCGGCAGGCUUCGUAAACAAGCUGCGUACCACCGUUCGAAGUGUAGCAAACUCCAACAGCAGCUGGACGCUGCAAGGAAAGCAAACGCUUUCUAUCGGGAAAAUAAGAGGCAUGCUUCUGUCAAAGAAGUUGUUGCUGAUUCUGCAAAGGGUGAAAAGAAGGCCAUCUUUCUCCUUCAUCAACUAGACAGUUAUGGGCAGAAGCGACCGUGCUACCCAGAGGAGAUAAUCAGAGAGUGUGUCGUGUGGCGCUUUCUUUCGCCUAAGGGGUACGAUCACGCUCGGACAUCCCAGCUGCUGACACUGCCAGCAAAGUGCACGCUGCAGCGGUACAUGGGACCAAGCCCGACAACGACAGGGAUGAGUCCUGCGAUGAGAGAAAGACUGGUUUUUGAAGCUUCCUUACUCAGCUCUAAGCAGCAUAUGGCAACGCUAAUCAUUGACGAGGCUAGCAUCAAGCCGAAAUGCAUAUACGAUAGGAAAUCGGACGCAGUCUUUGGCUUGAGAGACAAGCCUAGCAGUGACACACCAGGUGGCUCGAAGGAAACCCUUGCAAACAGGGUCCUGUGUUUUGUGCUUCAUGGCAUCGCUAGCUCCUACAGAAUUCCCUGCUCGUACUAUUUCACUAAGCAACUUAGCGGGAGAGACCUGUUUGCAUGGACUAAGGAAGUGAUCAACGCUGUUGAGUCGUGCGGAUUUUUGAUUGUGCGCAUUGUGACGGACAAUUAUUCCGCCAAUACUACAAUGUUUAAGCUGAUGGGAAAUGGCUGCCUAUCGACUGUAGUGGAGCAUCCACAUGAUGACAAUCGGGUGAUCUUCCUAAGCUUCGACCCAUGCCACGUACUAAAAAACGUUCGGAGUCAAUUUCUUGAACGAGAACUGACAGACGGCGUAGGGGACAUCUCUGGCAUAUUUGUCCAAAAGCUGUACGAGCACCAGAAGGACAUGACAGUCAAACUGGCAAGAAACCUAACCAAGAAACAUGUCUACCCUACAAACCUGGAGAAGAUGAAUGUCCUUCGGGCAGUGCAAACAUUCUCUCCACAAGUAAUUGCAGCUAUUGAGCACCUCCAAGAAAAACACAGGCGGUGA